AAAGGCAUUAGUGUCUAGACAAUGGCAGUCUGAAUAACAUCGGUGUUGUCAUAUCAACUAGAAUCCCUCAAAUAAUUCAUAGCAACUCGUGAGGAGUCGUGAAUCCAGUGCGCGAAACACGAUGUUAGUGACUAGUUUAGUGCAGUGUUCGAUAAAUUUUUCGGAAGUGAGUUAUCUUUGACACAGAUUAUCCACCGAUUACCUUUACAACUUAUUUCGCAGUUCAAUCCUUGAGAAGGUCGUGCUUUAAACCGUGAGAAUGUAGUUGUAGUGGUUAUAGUGAUUUGGGGUUGUGCAUCGUACACCUGUUAUCUACUCACUAAUGAAUUGUUAGGAUAACAAUUACAACAUGGAGAAAACAUCAUCACGCCAGAAACGAAAGAAGAAUGGUCGAUCAUUCUACCUAGACCACCAAAUACCUGAUGCUCCCACCAUGGAAGAAUUCGAAUGCCUCCUUGGUGAGUCACCAACGAACUAUCCCCGAGUAGAAGGCGUGGAGAAUAUGGAGAGCGAGCUCCACUCAGCCGCUAUCGAUACAGAAUCCCUCGAUAAGUUAGAUAUGACGUCAAAAUCGGAAUCCCCAAAUCCUGCAGAAAUUCUUCAAGAAGUUGACCAAGUUGACUCAGUAUCGACACCACAAGAUACAGUGGAAGACACCCCAGAAGCUGUCGAGGAGAUUCAGGACUUGGUAUCGUCCGUGAAACUCUCAGAUGCCCCAACAGCCCCGAGCAUCGAGGAAGCGCCUGUGAUAACCUCCAUCGUCUCCAAGGGCGGUUCACUCUCUUCCAAGACCACUUCAUCAUCAUCUGAACAGGAUGAAGCCUCUGCAGUGACUUCAAAAACCUCAAAAAUCAAGAUGAUCACUCCCUUCUCAGACACCCAACUAGCUUCUCUCUACACAAACGCUGAGCUCUCUCUUGUGGACUCCUUCAUAACCGAAUUUGUCGAAACCCAAUUGCGUUCUAGUUCCGUCAGGCAGCAACAUCGCCUCCACGAACUACUAAUGUCCUACCUCCGAAUCCGCAAUCACCUGAUCCUGAACUCCCAUGAACUUGAGCUCCUCAAGAAAAACUGCAAGGAAGUCCAGAAGCAACUUUGGCAUCUGGAUAAAGCCUCAAUAACAGAGUCUGGUGAAUGUCAAGAUGGCAAUCCAGUUUCAGCAUCUCAUGAGUACUCAAUAGCUCACUUCAACCAGCAUGCACUCACCUCAUUGACCAAGAACCUCUCCGCUAUUAAAGAGCUUCUCCACAACGCUCAAGCCCUAUACUCCUACGAAGCAGAGAUGCUAAAGCUUCAGAUCGAACAUUACGUUCAACGAGUUUGCAUGUGUUGCAAGGAACUGGUGACUUUACCCCAAAACGCACCAGUCAAUCUAACUGCCAUUCAAAUGGCGUCCCAAACAAUGCCACAGCUCCUGGAACUUAGGAUGUGCAUCACUGUCCUGUUUAACUUUCAGAGGAGAGUCCUCAAGGAUGGAAAGUUUGUUCUGGACUCGAGGGAGUGGCUCUCUAGACUAAUAGCCGUUCUCCUGAGAAUCGCUAAUUGGCAGGACCAUUUAUUUAUUCUAAAUCAUAUUUUAAGAUGCCCUGGAGGCGUUACAAACUGGGCAGCUGGAUUUGUCCAGGCACCGGCCGCCCCCAAGAACAGGAGUAUCAGCACUUCUGUUCUUAACGAUCCUUAUCUGGAUCAUAUGAUUGCGACCCUUGCUGUUAUUCUAUUACCCAUCAAAGAGAGGGAGAAAUUUCUGGAGCAGGUGCAGAUAUCUCUACAAGAUACUGGCACAAACCCUGGGGAUACUGUUUGGGUGAUGUUGGAUGAAGAAGGCGAAGAGGAUGAAGACAUUGCUAAUACUGGCGCCAAUUUGUGGGAGAGCGAUCUCAUCACUCUUCUCAAUCAAAUACCACUGGACAAGCUAUUUGAACAAGUUUUGUUGAUUGAAAAGAUGGAGGAAGGCUACCGUCAAGACGUCAGAGGCAUCACCGAGCCCCACAUGCUCAAGAUCUUUGCCUUCUUUACCGUCGUUGUGAGACUGUUUAAACAGGGACUGAGGACUUAUGAUUCUCCCAGGUACAGGCAGCUUGCGAAGAGACUCUCUGCACUCAUUCGGGACGUUGUACAAUAUACCAGUGAUCAGUGGGAAGCCUUCGACAAGACUCAAAUAUCCGAUCAAUCAAUGCAGGUCAGGCUGCAGACCGAGUACGAUUGCUUCUUCCUGAGAGCAACUAUGUGCAUCUUUUCAUCGAGAAGACUUGGCGCCUGGCAGUACCUCGCUGCUAUUCCUUAUCAAAAUGUGUCUAUUCAUACUCUGUGGUACAUAUUCUACGCACUUCACAAAGACACCAUCUCCAUGGAUCCAGUUCCAAAUGACGUAAGUCCUCUGGAAUUGGAAACCGAGCUGAGUUCAGCGGAAAUUCGAAAGCAGUUCGAGGAGAAACUGAUUGACAUGCCUGGAGAUGAAUCUUACUUCCUUCUCACAACUUUCGCCAACAUGGCGAUGGCCAGAGGUCUCAAGGAUUACGACUUCAUUCGAGCCACCACUAUCGAUCUCUUUGAGAUUGGAUUCCUCAGUGAAACGACCCAGGAGGCUUGCUCCAAAGACGCCAGGUCCCUUUUAUCUAACUUGACCAGCAAACAUCCUUCAUUACUGUCUGACAUCCUCUUCAAACUAAAGGAUAACUUCGGAUCUGUUGGCAAACUCAGUUUGUAUUUAUUCACAGAGUUGAGUAUCAGCAAAUGGAUCCCGAGGGAGGAAGACAUCAGAAUUCUUGGUAAUUGGCUGCAUAAUUUUGGCCUGUCGUCUACAGAGAGUCAUCUAGCACGUCUCAUUCUGAAUCAUCUGAAUUGGGGGCUUGAUAAGAACGGAGAUCUGUACCUUCCACUGCAUCUCCAUUACACAAUAGCUCUUUUAGUGGUGGAGCUGACGAUCAAAUUUGUCCCAGACUCUACGCAGAACGCUUCCAUAAUUUUGGAGGGAGUGAAGCAGGUUUCCUCGAUAGUUAGACCUCAGAACAAUGAACUAGCUUUCUCCCUGUGGGCCUGGGACAUGGUGGCAAGGUUGAGACUCCAUCAGUUAGAUCAAUCGAACAUUGUCUGCAGAAAUGCUAUGAUCAAUCCUGCUGGAGCAUUUACCCACGUCCCAAAUAUAGAGUCAGAUCCAACGUUGGAGGUGCUGAGGAAUGGCAUGAGAGAUAUGCAGCCCAUGGCCCAUUAUGUUGCCGUUGCCAUGACCUUGCUCGGGCAUUCUGUGCCUCUCAUCUGUGAAGAGGGUUUCACUAGUCUUGCUGUGUUGACAUGCUAUCACAAGUACGAGCACAUACUGAUGGCUCUGCAGAAUAUUAUUCCUCUUUUUCUCGAGUGCGUCGAGUCACUGAUGAAGACUGUGAUGUUUUUGAGUGUUAUCAAAUCACUGAUCGCUGCCGACAGGACUUAUGUUAAGAUGGCCAAAAAUCUAAUUGCUCCAGAAUUUCCUGGGCCCAUGAUCAAACACUUUGGGAAUAUGGUGGAGAGCCACAUGGUUAAUUACAAGCGGUAUUGCCUGCAGUCUCCUGAACCUUUUGUAAGACUAUGGCUGGAGAUUCUGGUAGGGUUGCCUGACUGGAAUAGAGAUCCAAAUAUCAUGUAUCUCAUGGACAUUGUCGUUCGAGCCGCGUUCUUUCACAUUGAGGCACGAACAACUAGUAAUAUUAUCUUCCAGAGUUUAUAUUCGCAUUCCUCUGAGGGAAAUAUCGAGAAUCUCAAAUCAGGCAAGUCAUCGGGGUCCAUUAGCUCUUUUCUGAGUUGGGCGACUGGGGCAGGCAAUUCUCCAAGUCUCCUAGGAGGUUCCAUUCAAUCAGUGUGGCUGGCACACAUUGUCUUGACUAUCGAACAACAAGAAAAAGAAAUCAAAUCGGGCCUCUGGAUGGAAUUUCGUCGAGAGCUCUCUCAACACUCAAAACCCUCCCUGGACACAGCUUUAAAACGUGCCUGCGUCAUCCGAAAAAUUCCACCCUUCGGCUCCAACUGCCUCGCAAUCUACCGUUGGUCACAACAAGCCUUGGACACUCCGAUGAAUCAUCCCCUGCUGCCCCUCCUCUGGCAAAACUUCUUCUCAUUAUUUCUCUCGCGAGUCCCAACAUCCCCAGGUAUGCCAGACCGAGGUGGCCAAGGUGAUAAAUUCUUCGAGGGAAUGAUCAACCUGAGUUAUCUGAAGAGAGUGAAAAAAAGACUCCAUGACACGACUGAGUACUUCCAGAACAAGAGUGAACAUGAUGUGGACGAUGGAAAACCCAUGACAGAUGACAGAAGAAUUUUCUAUUUAAGUGCAGCAAAAUAUUACAAGACUCUAAGCCUCUGGCUGGAAGAACCCAGAUUACAAGAAUCGGGGCUCUAUCUUCCGGCCUUGCCACCGCAGUACAUGUCUCAGAAACUAAUCCUGCUAAUCCAGGAGGACACCACUCCCUGGUUGGAGUAUGUUGACUACUGCCAAGUGCAUCAAGAUCAAUUAAAAUCAGUUUCUGAAUGGGAAAGAAUGUGCUCAAGAGACAUUGACGAGGCUCAAACGAAAAUAGUGCAAACGCCAACGUCACCAUUGGAGCCUGCUGACCCCAUGAUGAGGAUCUUCAGGAGAUUGAAGAGCUACGAAACUGCCGAGUCACCUCCCAGCCUAUGCAAAUAUACAAUUGUUGUGGAGGACGUGUCCAGGGAGACUCUUUAUGAGCCUAAUGAAGUUAUCAAGGCUGCUAAACCUCAUCUCAAGGUAAUCACGGAUUAUGCACAGACUUAUAAUCUUAUGGUGUCGGAACAUACGGCCGUGGACUGUAAUUUUCUCGAGUUGAUCCCUACUUUGUACAGAGAAGUAGAAAGCAGAGUGACUCUUCAUGCACUUUGUGAUCCAGCACCUGCUGGUCAACGACGCUCAAGAUCAGGGACACCCCCCACAGUCCAUUGCGCUGGUCCCGCCGUGAUAAGAAUCAAAAUAUCCGAAGCUAAAGUGAGUGAUGGCAUUGACCAAAUGAUUUCUCAAAAUCGCGCUGAAUACGAGAACCUCCUCGUCAAAGCCUCCCAACCCCCACCUACCAAAGUCACCCAGGGCUGUGUAUUUGCUGACCACUUGAUAAAUCUCCUCGAGCACGAGUUAAACGUCCACCGCACAUGCGAGAACACUGCCAUGUUACGUAAAGUCCAGGAGAGUGGAGUUACACUGUUCUACCGUCUUGUUGAAUUUUACAAUGAGGAAGUUGCCUUGUGUCCACCCACGAAGCAGCUGAUAACCACGUGCAUCGAAAAGCUGGGACAAUUAUUUAUAUCCGGCGAAGAGGGAGAAGGGCCAAGAUUACUAAAUACCAUAAUGGAGAGGCCCAGUCUUGGGGGUCUUCUCGGACCUCACUUCACUCCCGUCGCCGGCGGAGCAUCGACCUUCAUCCAGAUGUAUCAGACUGUAGUGGACCUGUCGACUGGUUCCAAUGCCGAUUUGUGUUUCGUUCUUCUAUCUAAAUUUGAUGUGAGCAGUUGGCUAAAUUACCGUAGACCACGACUGAGUGAAAGAUCGAUGUUCAUCGAUCUAGUCUGCAAGGCUCUUUGCAACAUCGGACUUAAUCCAGAGGAAGACAAACUGAUACUUCACGAACUAUUCAGAAAUCAUCUGAGACUGGUCCUCCUCCACGAUUUCCCCGAGCACUACGGCGAGGUGUUGAGUGCAGUGUUAAGAGGCAGCGAAGGCCAAAAUCUGUCGUUGGACGUCUGGAGGGAUCUCCUGACGGCGUUGAGUGGCAAGCCAAAGGGUGCAGCGCUCAUUCAUCCCAACAAAGUCAGAGAAGAGAUCAGGAGAUAUGCCACCGAGCAGAGGCUCCUGUCGAGGCAGGAGAUCCAUGACACUGCGAUAUUAUUGAGCAAACACUUUAUGAAGGAGCGAUUGCAGUAUGGACUUUAUGGAUUAUAUCCCAAGUACAGAGUGUAUAAUGAGCCUCUUAUCAUGUUCCUGGGAAUGAUCGGACAUGCCCUUGUCGUUUUGACUCUUCAGUUUGACAGAGGCUCACUUGCUGAUCAGCUCUGCGAGAAGAUAUGGCCAGUAUUGAGUGACAUGUUUGCACCCUGGAUGACACCUUACUGGACGAGAAAUUUACGAGAACCCACUGCAGCAUGGAUUCAACAGCUCACUGAUGACCGGUCUGUACUUCUACCCUGGAUCAUCACGGAUGGACCUCAUGCUAACAGAACUGUCGCCAUGUUUGUUGAGUGCAUUAGGUUCAUUAUUGAUACCAUGCCUGCGUCCAGCAAAAUUUUGGGUUUCUUGUGGCAAUUCUACGUCAACAACUUUGCUCAUGCCUCCGUUAAGGAUCACAUUCUCAAUGUUGUCCAUGGGAAUUUCUUAUCACUGCCUUGGGACAGAUUUUCUCCUGGAAUCAAUGAUGUCGAGUUUAUGGUGAGGGUCGUUGAUCAGUAUCUACCCGACAGCCAUCUAUUCCUGGGAAGUGUAUUUAGUUCUAUUAAUUGGACAGUUUGGAUCAAUGAAGUGGCGAAUUGCCAACCGUUGACUGUUGCUGCUAGGAUGCACAUCUGUUUGCUGAAUUUGAUGGUGAAACUGUCCAAUGAACCGAAUGUUCGACAGAAUGAGAGAGCAAUUCAACUAGUAACAGAGGCUGAAAAAUUUGCCUGGCACUUGGUUGACGCAACGGCCUAUGAUCAAGUGAUAAACUGGCACGUAAUGAGCUGUGAUCCACGUGUUAUUCUGUCUUAUCCUGGGGAUCAAGUUCAUCCGAUUGACGUUGCUAUUAAUACGCUCUUGAAAGUGGUUGCGGCCUAUGACCCAUCGGUGACCCACUUCCACCCGACGACCCUGAAAAAACGCCAGAUGUACGUACGUUCAUCUGUGAAACUCCUUGUGAAUUGUACAACAAGGCACAAAUCCCUCGUCUCAACGAACAUGAAGGUUUUCACAUCAACAUUAUCGAGAAUGCUGAGUGAAAUGGAAAUUGUAAUAAUAAACACAGUAUCAGAACCCCAACAGGCAGCAGAAGCUGGCCUCCUCGUCACCGAGCUUUUGCAUUCGGUGAAUCAGAGUGGAGUUCUAGUGGAGCAGUUAAGAACUAGUUGGGCAAAUUGGUUGUCUGAAAAGACAGCCUCGUCGCCGAUUCUCCUGGGCAUCCUGAGGGUCAUUGGAAUCGCUGUGCCAUCCCCUUCAACCCUGGGGGAGCUCAUGGAGGCUGCGCUUGCGGCGUACUUCAAGCACAGUGUAACUGAUGAUUUGCAACCAACUUGGGGGGGAGUCUUGGGAAUUCUGCAGCCUUUUGUGCCUAGGCAACCACCAGUCGAGGGGGUUCUUGUGAGUGAGGGCAGACUUCUGUCCCUUUAUGCUGUUCUCAUGAAGAGAUUACCAUCGUGCAGAGACAUUAGGGAGGAGGGGAUGAUGCUGGUUAAUUUGAUUGAUUGGAUUUCAACUAUUAAACCGAUGGAAAAUAUCGAAGCUAAAUUACCCUUAUUAUGGGCGAAAGCAUUCGAAUUAUCGUAUCGUCAGUGUCAAUACAGUGAGAAUACGAUAAUAGCAGCACGUUCCCUGAAAAAACUUGCUCGUGCCUUAUUAACAAUGGCCGACGACGUGGGUCAAGGCUGGGGCAUACUCGGGGCCAUUGGUAUCAGAAAAGGAUCACAACUUUCAAUCAGAUGCAAGUUUCUAGCACGUGCACUCGGUGUUUACUGUCUCGCACAGUUACCGGAUUCCAAGUCAGAGCAGCAGAUCGUCCGUUUCACUCCUCAUUCACCUGGUAUUGCACCGUUGAGGAGCAAUGAGGUGGACACACUCGAGAUCAGGCCUAACGCUGAUGCUGUCAAGGGAAUUCAGUGCCUUGAAGCACUCGUUACUAAUAAACAGUAUGGAGAAGUAAAGGGAGAUAUCGAGGGAGCACUUAGGAUCAUCAGGGAUUCAGCUAAUUCACUCCAUAAUGCUGUUAGCAUCACUGGGACGCUCACGAACGAACUCUAUAGCGACAGGUUUCUUCACGUUUUGACAGAUUAGAAUUUUUUAAUGCAAAGUAAAUCUAUAUUUUGAAUUUUGCAAUCGUUAUACUUGAAAUUUGUCCGAUUUUUCAAGGCAAUAUCAUUUUUUUUCAAAUUAGGGUAGUUAACUCCAUUUGAAAAACAGAGCAUAAGAAAAUAUUGGCCAAAAACUCAUCUUAUUGAAAACAUGAAUUGAGAUUUUCCUUUCUAUUUGUAGAUUAAAAUUAAUUGUUUGUUACCUAGUCAGUAAAAUACUUUUAUUGUUUUAAAAGGUCACGAAAGCUAUUUCCAUUCGAUUUAACUCCAUUUUGUUUGCUAAUCACAGGGUUUAAUUUCAGCUUGAAAAAAAACGAAAAACACUGGAUAGAAUCAAUGUUGCUUGGCCUUAAUUGAGGCUGUGAUGUUAUCUAGAGAUAAAUCGAUGCUGUAGAAUCAAGUUUAAGCUGUAUACAGUUAUGUUAUUUUCAUUGGUAACUGUACGUACUGUAGGUGAGAGUCUAUGGAAUAUUUAUUGAAUAAUUAUUUGAAUUAUUGAAACAAUGUUCUGAUAUUUUGAUGGAUAAUUGAGAGUGAUAUAUGUUUGAAGGAAAUGGAGUGAAUAUUUAACUUUCGUUUUUUUAAAUUUAUUAUCACUGCUUGAAAAAGACACUGUCGAGAAUAUACUAAAAUUUACAAAUUAA
Molecule: messenger RNA, 8651 nt
Organism: Diachasmimorpha longicaudata
Lineage: Eukaryota; Metazoa; Arthropoda; Insecta; Hymenoptera; Braconidae
Gene: Epg5
Product: ectopic P granules protein 5 homolog
Exons: 8
Coding region: 350-7990 (2546 amino acids)
Biological process (GO): autophagosome maturation
Cellular component (GO): cytoplasm
Source: RefSeq, a predicted model, not a curated record